AUGGGAUGGCCCAUUACUGUACAUGUUCCCCUUACCUAUCUACGUGCAGCUUUAACGUCUAUGGAUUAUUUAGUUCGUAUUAUGUCGACGUCACAACUCUCCUCUUCAUUAUGUCAAUUACAUGUCACGAUUGAUGAUGGUAACUACGACAAUUAUUGUGCUGCAACAACAUCGGAUCAACUGAUUCCAAUGGUUAAUUUACAUACAUUUACUUUUUUUAAAGCAUUUUUCUCGAGAUUAAUAAUUAGAUGGACAUUGAUCGAAAUUCUGACAUCAUUCAAUGUCAUGCCUGUCCUUCAACGUGCUAAUAUGUCUCUUUUUAUUAAUAUUGAUGAAUUAAAUCGUAUUAGUUCAUCACCACUAUUCACUGAUCAUCGUCAUGUUAAUGUUCAUUUUGCCUUUAGUCUCAUUAAUUGUUCUCAAUAUCUCGAAGUGACUCAAUAUAUACCACGUGGUAAUCGUUUUCAUCCACGAGAAAUAGUCGGUGCAACAUUUGUUGUUAAUCACUGGUCUCAAAAAUCGGAAUGGCUCAUUGAUGGCGAUCCUUUUUGUCGUGGUGAUCAAUAUUAUCAUCAUAUGUGGUAUACUCUUCCAUGGGCAUUUGAUGAAUUCUUUCACGAAUAUAUUCCACAUUGUAGGAUUACUAAAAUACAAGUGUUUGAAAUACCUUCUAGAAAUAUUAUACCAAUUGGUCAAUCAUUUCUUCGUUCACUCAAUACAUCAGGACCAACUUUACCAUCAUCUAUAUUCUAUUUACCUCAUGUGGCAUUAUCUAAUGGUCAAUUAGCUGUGAUAAGUGUUUAA
Molecule: messenger RNA, 804 nt
Organism: Rotaria sordida
Lineage: Eukaryota; Metazoa; Rotifera; Eurotatoria; Philodinida; Philodinidae
Source: the annotation of a GenBank genome assembly